AAUAAUCAGAGCUUAGUCACUUCAGUUACGCUUCUCUUGGCAUGCAGUAAUUUUCAUGUUUUCUUUAGAAGCUCUGGUUGAACCAGUUCAACUUCAUUCUGUCGUUGCUCAAAUUUAGUUUGCUUACAUCUCAGCGCUCAAGACUGUAUAGAAAGAGAAUGGAGGCUGUAAGCUCCUAAGUUGGACUUUUGAAAAUGAAGAGCUGACGACUGAUUACGAGGUUGUUUGCUGUUGUCCUCAGGUUCUUGUACCCCUCUCUCAGGAUUACUUAUUGUGAUUGGUGGGGGAUUCCCAAGUGCAGAAACAGCAGGUUCAGACUCGCUCCUUGCCUGAGAAGCUGAGAUGCUGGACAGAUUCAAAAUGCAUAUGUUAUUGCUGGGCCUGGCUCUGUUGAUGCUAGGCCUGGCCUCUGAUGCCUCUUCUCUUGGCCUGACUGUGCAUGUUGUGCCCCUGGACAGUGAUGGAGGAAAAACAGUGCGGGCUCAUUUCACUGUCAUUGCUCCUAGUCCUUGUCCGUCUUUGUCUGAACUCUGUGCUCCAGGAGAGGACUGCCUAGUCCACACCACCCCGUUACCUUUCACUGGGACCAAACCCUCUGACUGGUGUGUCCGCCAGUGGCAGAAAACUGUCCCCAGUGACUACAGAGCUACCAUCAGUUUAGGGUCCAGAACAGAAUUUUUUGUGUCUAUAAAUGCAGGACCAGUGAUCCGGGCAAACAGCGGGAGACUCAACCACCCUGCUUUUGUGGCUCUCCCUCCUCCACUAAGGGCCCGUGUUAACUGUCCUCACGACUUCCAUCUGUCAGUGAAAGACUUGGAUGGGGACAAGGUCCGAUGUCGAUUUGCCAGUUCUGACAAGGGAGAGUGUGUCAGCUGCACCCAGCACUCUUUCAUAGAGCUGGAUGGGGAGAAAUGCAUUUUGUCCUUCACUGGACAGGCACCUGCAGGACAGUAUUUUAUUUACCUGAUGGUGGAGGACCUGAUUCCUUCGCCCAGAGUAAACCAUGCCACAGAUCUGCCCCUCAGCUCUGUCCCUGUCCAUCUCUCUCUAACUGUGGAAGAGUCAUAUUUUAGUUGCUCUGAUGAACCAGUGGCCAUAGACAGGACCCCAAAAGAUGACUCUGUGCUGUUUGUUCUGCCGUACCAGGAGGAGAAAAUCAACACUGACUAUAGGUCGGAGGAGGAGAGUGUUUUAGAGUUUGCCGUGGUUGGGCCCCCUGACCUCUACAGGACUGGCUUCACAUCAGUCGGCCCCCUGGCCACUAUGGCCAUGGCCUGGAUCCGCUCUGAAAACAACCUGACUCAUCUGUUGCCCAUCUGCUUUGCUGCAAAUACCAAGAGUUUACAGUCGGAGCCAAGAUGUGUGUGGCUAUACCAAAGGGAAACCAGAACAUUACCUGCUGGAACAGAACUGAAGUGUGAGAAGACAGCGAUGACUCUGGUGCUCCCCAUCACCUCGCUCACAAACAUCAACCUUGCCGAACUCCAGCUCAACAGCCCCACCUGCCCCGUCAACUACAACAACACACAUGUGACUGCAACCAUCUCCUUGGACGGCUGUGGCACAAAGACUGUGCACUCGGGCCCAGAGCUGGUUUACACCAACACCUUGAAAACCGUGCGUCCCUACUCUAUGAUUAGCCGCCAGCCCUUACUUAUCCUGCCUUUGGCCUGCCGCAUCCCAGGAGUCCAGGUCAAGGGCCCAAAUGCUUCAAUUGAGAUGCCCACAGAGAAAGAGACCUUUGGUGAGUUUCGUGUUUGGAUUGAAUUUUACCUCCCAGGAACAGGGCCCCUGGCACAAUUCACCAGAAAUCCCACGUUUCGCUCUAACGUCAACUCACCACAAAGAGUGCGUAGAUCUGUUGACUCGGAAACAGGAAGCAACUCCAGUAACAGUACCGGUGUAAGUGAAGAAAGUGGAUCCAGGAUCAAACAACUGGACCUCUACGUCAGGUCCAAUUGCAGUGUGGUUCGAGCCGAGAUGAUAGUAAACGACUGCAUCGAGUCUGAGACUGAGGACUUUGCAAUAAGCCGUCCUAUUCUAGAACAAGGGUGCUUGGCAUCCAGCAACACCUUAGAGAUUAUUACUACCCAAAAUAAUUCCAGGGUUUACCGCCUUGAUUUGAGUACAAUACAGACCAAUGGAACAACUCUGUAUGUCCAGUGCACAGUCAAUCUGUGCAUUACCACCAUGCCCUCUCUGUUGUGCCCAAAUCUAUGUACCAGCUCCAGGAGUCAGAGCACCCUGGUUGGCAGUGUGUUCACCAGCAGCUACACAGUCAAAUCAGGACCUGUGAGCCUUGUGCUCACCACUCCUGCUCCAACCACAACAACCGCAGCAAAUACAACAAGUACUAAUGUAACAACCGCUACUACAGCCACAGUUACAACUACUCGUACAACCAAUACUGCAAGUACAUCAGCAACUCCAGCUGUUACAGCUGCAACUACUGCAACCAGUAUCACAACCAAUACUGCAAGUACAUCAGCAACUCCAGCUGUUACAGCUGCAACUACUACAGCUGUCCAUAACACCGCAGGAAGUGCUCCAUAUCAGGCCUCAUCUCUGGCAACAGGAGUGAUUUUGACAACUUUCAGCAUAUUUCUUCAGAAAAUGCUCCUUUGCUGAUCCUGCAUCUGGAGUUAUCUGUCACAUUAGGGAGCACCUCAUUUGUUUCCUUUGGACAUUUAGAGAUAGAAUCACACAAAUUAUUCCAGUGUGUAUUUUGAGCUGUUUCAGAUUCCCACAUUAAAGUGAGAUCACACAAAAUACUGUCAAA
Messenger RNA from Haplochromis burtoni (Burton's mouthbrooder), 2779 nucleotides. RefSeq lists its product as uncharacterized. The record is from RefSeq and is a predicted model, not a curated record. The coding region runs from base 343 to 2628 and encodes 761 amino acids. The transcript has 16 exons. Lineage: Eukaryota; Metazoa; Chordata; Actinopteri; Cichliformes; Cichlidae.